Messenger RNA from Aquila chrysaetos chrysaetos, 2092 nucleotides. It is a transcript of the gene LHFPL6, whose product is annotated as LHFPL tetraspan subfamily member 6. The transcript has 4 exons. Gene Ontology annotation, cellular component: membrane. The record is from RefSeq and is a predicted model, not a curated record. The coding region runs from base 505 to 1107 and encodes 200 amino acids. Lineage: Eukaryota; Metazoa; Chordata; Aves; Accipitriformes; Accipitridae.
CGGCCCUCUCCGCGGCCCCGCAACUGCGCCGUCCGCGGCGGGUCCCGCCCGGGGAGGCGGCGGCGGGGGAAGGGGGAGGAGAGGCGGCGGAGUGCAUUGCCUCCCGAGGAAUCAAACGGGGAGGGGAGAGAGGAACGUGCGGAGGAAGGGAGGGAAGGACGGGCCGGGCUGGGGAGGGUCCCGGUCCCGGUCCCGCCCGCCUCGGAGCGCCCGCGUCGCCGCCGCGCCGGGACCGCGGGGAGAGUCGCUCGGGGCGGCCGCCACCCGCCGGCCCCGCGCCCAUGUGCUCCCGGCAGCCGCGGCGGGCAGCCCCCGCGCCCGGCGUGACAGGAUCUUUGACUUCAUGAUGGGAGGAAACAUCCCCCUGGCUGUCAGGAUCCGAGCUUCUCCCAGCGCGAGGAUUUGUCAAGGCUGAGAGACUCCGGAUUAUCCAUAAACCUUCUCUAAAAUACACAGCUGCUUUUCCGUCUCCCCAUCACGAGGGGUCCUGGAGCAGAUACAAAGAUGGCCUCCAGCCUCACCUGUGCUGGUGUUGUCUGGGCCUUCCUCUCCUUCCUCUGUGCUGCCGCCUCCUGUGUGGGCUUCUUCAUGCCCUACUGGCUCUUGGGGUCUCAGCUGGAGAAGUCGGUUUCCUUCGGCACUUUCCGGAGGUGCUCCUACCCAGUGCGGGAUGAGAGCCGCCAGACGACGGUGAUGGUGGAGCAGUGUGGCCGCUAUGCCUCCUUCCAGGCCAUCCCGAGUGCCGAGUGGAGGAUCUGCACGGUGGUGACGGGCCUGGGCUGUGGGCUGCUCCUCUUGGUGGCCCUGACGGCGCUCAUGGGCUGCUGUGUGUCCGAGCUCAUCUCCAGGACCGUGGGCAGGGUGGCAGGAGGCAUCCAGUUCCUGGGGGGUUUGUUGAUCGGCUCUGGUUGUGCCCUCUAUCCUCUUGGCUGGGACAGUGAAGAAGUCAGACAAACCUGUGGUAACCUUUCCAACCAGUUUGAAUUGGGGACCUGCCACAUCGGCUGGGCCUACUACUGCACGGGCGGGGGUGCGGCUGCGGCCAUGCUGGUGUGCACCUGGCUGGCCUGCUUCUCGGGCAAGAAGCAGAAGCAGUACCCCUACUGAGCCAGCCCUGGGGCGCGGGCGCUGCCAGACGCCCGAGGGGCUUGCCGAUGUCUUCUGGAAAACGACGACGAACAAGACAUUUUUAAGUGCUUUCUCUCUGGAGUGGGCGUGGGGCGGGACGGCAGGUGGCCCCGGGGAGGGCAGGGAGGUGAACAGCAGCGCAAAGCCACCCGGCCGGGCUGGAGAGGGACGGGCUUUCUCACCCGAGCCCGCUUGUGGUCGGCUCUGCAAAAAUAUAAGCAAGGAAAACUCCGCUUUGGCAAAUGGUGAAAUUCUGCGUGCAGCAAUUAAUUGAGAGGUUGGUGGGGGGACAGCAGUGCCGGGGACUGGGGUAGUGCCCGGCAGCCCCUUGGCAUGGCACUCCCAAAAGCACACACGCACGCACAGAUGUUGACCAUGGCACAAGAUGAGUAGAGAGGAAACUUUUUUUGGUGCGAUUCUUCUUUCUUUUCCUUUUUUUUCUUCCUUUUUUUUUACUUCUCUCUGGUAGUUUAAAAUUCAGUGUUGCAACACUUUUUAAUCUAUACAUUAAACUUAAUAAAAGGACCAAUAAGCCACUUUAUCAGUAUUUUGUAUAUUCUCUACACAUUUUUCUUCCCCAAACAUUUAGCCACUGCUUAUUCAGCCCUAUAUAACUUUUAUUAAGCCUCUGUGUUUUCAGCAUUAUUACAAAAAUGCAACAUAAUUACUUGGCAUAUGUAGCCUUUCCCUAUAGUACUUUUAUGAAGUGCAGUAAAUGGACGUUUUUCUGUCCAUUGGAAAUUCCACUCACGGUACUGUAGAGUUCUGUUGGUUAUGUACAACUAACAGGAAACUUCUUCCAGACAUAGAUUUCUGUUGCUGUUACGUUUAGCUCAUUGAUGUCGUAUUGUGCUGUACCAUGUUUAUGAUUUCAAUAUUCAUUUUUGUAAAAAAAAAAUAUAUUAUAUGUGCUAUUUUAUGUUUGUAUUUGCAAAAUCUCUGUAAAUAAAUUUUUCCUUGAUCA